Cyanistes caeruleus (blue tit) is the source of this 634-nucleotide messenger RNA. Lineage: Eukaryota; Metazoa; Chordata; Aves; Passeriformes; Paridae. The record is from RefSeq and is a predicted model, not a curated record.
AAACCCCCUGAAUUCUCCCUGCCCCGCCCCUCAGCGUUCCUGCUGUGGGAGCCCGAGCGCGUUCCCGAGCGGCUGCGGGCGCUGACCGAGGAUCAUUCCCGCAUGGAGCGGAUCCUGCGGCAGUCGGGGCUGCGCUGCGUCUACGUCAUGCCCCCGCACAUCGCCGUGGAGCAGCCGCUCACCGGGGAUUACGAGGUAUCGGUGGGCGUGGCCGGCGGGCCGGGAUCCUCCCGGCAGAUCUCGGCACUGGAUCUCGGACACUUCAUGCUCCGCUGCCUCCGGAGCGACGAGUUCGACGGGAAGAGCGUCUACGUCAGCCGCCACUACCCCAAGGAGUAGGGAUCCACCCCCGGGAUCCACCCCAGCCGGGAUCCACCCCAGCCGGGAUCCACCCCGGGGCUUGGGGGAUUCCUCGGGAUCGAGUUCCCGGGAUGAUCCCAGGGACUGGGGGAUCCUUUUGGGAUUCACAUCCUGGGAUCUUCUCGGGAUCAUCCCGGGGACCGGGGAUCCCUCUGGGAUCGUCCCAGGAAUUCGGGGAUUCCUUUGGGAUUCGCGUCCCGGGAUGAUCCCAGGCAUUGGGGGAUCCCCCCCUCCCCCCAUUCCCAAGGAGAUUAAAUCUGUGCUUUUCCCAGCC